Messenger RNA from Rotaria sp. Silwood2, 333 nucleotides. Lineage: Eukaryota; Metazoa; Rotifera; Eurotatoria; Philodinida; Philodinidae. The record is from the annotation of a GenBank genome assembly.
AUGAUCUAUGAUCAUCAUCAACUACCACCAGUUAUUAAACAUAUGCCGUUUCAAAAAUAUUCAAAUAUAGAACAAGCUUUAUUUACACGUUUAGUUCGUCUUGAUGUACCAACCAUUGAUUUAGAUACACAAAGUUGUAUACGAGCAGUACUUUGUUCAUUAUAUAAUUGGCAUUGUAAAAAUAUCGAAAAUUUAGAACAUGUUUUACAACAAAAAGAAUUUAAAACAACAAAUGUCGAAUUUGUUUAUGAUUGUCAAUUAAUUAAUGUAGCAAAUUUCAAUGAUGUUGGCGUAUCAGAAGGAAUUCCACAUUUUUGUGUACUCAAAAAGUGA